Molecule: messenger RNA, 7779 nt
Organism: Prorocentrum cordatum
Lineage: Eukaryota; Dinophyceae; Prorocentrales; Prorocentraceae
Source: the annotation of a GenBank genome assembly
AUGCGUGCCUGGGAGGCCACGGUCAUGAAUGGCUGGGAGGAGUUCCUCAACCGCGACGCCCGAGGCACGGAGGUCUCCUGGAGCACCUACGUCAAGUGCCAGGCAUGCGAGGAGCGCCCCGCGGCGAGGGAGGCGGCCCUCAUGGCUGGCCGGAGGGCUGCAGCGGCAGAGCCUGCCCGGGCACCCGCAAUCAGGGCCGCCCUCCAGCUGUGGGAGGAGCUCGUCUCGGAGCACCUCGGAGCUUUGGGGGGCACGCCCGCUUUCCGCUGGGGACCCCGCUUCAAGGAGGUGUUCGCGGGAACCGCGGGGGUGGCCCGCGCGGUGGAGCGGCUGGGCAUCCAGGCGGAUGAGCCCGUGGAGCUGUACCGGAACCCCCUGCACCCCAAGGAGUCGGAGAGGAGGGAGGACCACGACCUCUCGAACCCCGACGUCGCCGAGGCCCUGGUCAAAGAGGCAGAUACUCCCCCGGGCCCAGGAGUGGCCAACGUGUGGAUGUUCGAAAACCCGUGUACCUCCUUCUGCGACCACAACACCAAAGGGGGCGCCCGCACCUGGGAGAAGCCGGAGGGGACCGGUGUAAACGGCAAGGAGGUCUUGGGAAACGCCCUCUCCCAGACCACGGUAAGGUGCAUACGGAACCUUCACAAAUGGAGGAAGGGAUGGAUCUUCGAGAACCAGGAGCAUAGAGGGAUAUAUCCCAAGGUAUACGACCUCCCGGAGUGGUUGGAAAUCCUGGAGGAGACCGGUGCCGUGAUCAUCCCGGGAACGAUGUGCGCCUGGGGCCUCCAUCCCUCAGACGCUUCGUCCCCCGACCAGUUCUAUCGCAAGGGGUGCUGGCUGGUCGUCUCCGCGAACCUGGCCCCCUUCUUCACGAAGCUCCGGAGACCCUGCCCCGGUCUCUCUCCGGUGCACCAGCACGUGGAACUCAGGGACUGGGCGCAGGAGCUGUGCACCCAUUGUGCGGACAACCCCAAGUACUCCCCCGAAGUUACGAAGGAGGGGGCCCGACUCGGUGAUGGCCUAGUCCAGGCGGCGGGAGGCUGGAAGGAAGCAGUCGACUGCUACCGAGAGGCCUGGACGAGCCGGUGGGGGAACAACCUGGACGGGGUUUUCAAGGAGGAGCUAUGCGAGCUGCUCGACCCCGACCUCAGGGAUUACCUCCACCAGAUGGUGAAGGGCGGGGUUCCCGCCCGCCAACCGCUGGCCCAGGAGAAGGUCAACAAGAUCCGGAUCCUGCUGAGUGACCCGGCCUACGACACGGGGAACACCCAGGUAGCCCUGAAGGAUGUCCAGGUCCUCCGCGGCACCCUCAACUUCGCGGCCAUCACCUGCCCCCCCCUCCGCCCCGAGUUGGGGGCGGUAGACCGGCUCCUCCGCACUGCGGACCCGGCUGGGGUUUGGGUCAAGAUCAAGGAGAGCAGCGAGGGGAGGGAGAAGGACGCGUGGGACGAGUGGUGGGAGGCGCUGGAAGUUUUCCGCCUCUACGCGGGAGCGCCCCAGGCCUGGACCACCCACUUUAACACAGGCUUGAAGGGGGUCCUCCAACCCCAGGAGCGGCUCGCCCUCCCCGGCGGAAUGGAGGAGCUGGUCUGGACAGGAGGGGGCGCCACCGAGACCCGGGUGGGGGCCGCCGACUGGUCAAACGGGGUGUACGGGGUCAUGGAUGUCAAGGAGGUCAUGGAGCCGUUCCACGCGGUUUUUGGGGAGGGAGCCGACAUCAUCGCCAUCUGCGAGCUGUUUACCUUCCUGGUGCUCGCGGUGGCCCAGGCCCCGAGAUGGGAGGGGCGCCUGGUCCUCUACGUCACGGACAACACCAACACGGAGAUCUGGCUCAACAAGCGGACGGCGAAGAACCGUCUCGCCCGCUACGGACUGCGCCUCCUCCAGCUCCUGGAGACCCGCUACGGGUUCCACACGGUUACGGCGGGAAUCUGGACCAAGCAGAACAGCAGCAUGGACCACAUCUCCCGGGAGACGAAGAGCGUAGUCCAGGAGGAGAUGAACCGCCUCGGCUUGGAGGAGAUCGACCUCAAGGGACCCUGGAGGGAAGUGCUCGCGGGGGCGGAGAAAGGCCGCCCUUUGGUCCUCCCUGGAGACUCGGAGGAGGGACGCCGGCUGGCUUACCAGCUGGUGGAGCGCCGCCGGGCGCGGGGACCGCCCGCCGGACCCUUGGCUGGGGUGCAGGUCUUCGAGUGGCGUGCGACCCUCUCCCCCUACUGCCGGGUGGCCGGAGAGAUGGGGGCACGGAUCGGAGCCACCACCCCCAAUCCCGGUUCAGCCGUGAGCCACCCCUGGUGGGAGGUCCACCAGAAUCGACUCGUGGCCGACCGGGCCGGGCGGGCCAGGACCGCGGUGAAGGAGACUUGGGUCACCUGCUCCAGUGGCAGCGACCCCACCGGCCGAGAGGCACUCUACUUCGUGCGGUACGCGCUCUCCCACGCCGCCACCCUCGUCGUGCUGGACGGACCUCUGGACCAGGACCUGGGGGGGGCCCGCGAGGUCUUGCAGGAGGGUGGGUACGACACUGCGGAGAGCGUGGUGCACACCCACCUCCUUGGGGGCCGGUGCGCCAGGUCGCGCCGCCUCCUCCUUGCCUGGAGAGACGGGGGGAACUGGGGGAGCGCCGCACUCGCACUCCUGCGGCGGGGCGAGCGAUUGGUCCCACUGAACCUCAGCAGCGCCCUGUUGACGCCCGAGGCGGUCCCUCCGGAGCUCUACAUGCAGGAGGAGGAGGGGAGGGCCCACUGGCGCCACUUCAAGGUCCCUGAGAGGGCCGACCGCGGGGAGGGAGGGCGCCCCACCGCCCUCCAGGCGGCCGGGACCUGGAAGAGCACCCGGGAGUCGGAGGGGGACGUCAGGGUCAUCCUUAGCCCGAUGAGCAGCGGGCCCGACUAUCCACUCUGGCACCCUGACGAGGUCUCCGGGCACUACCCCGUGCUAUUGGAAGACACGCGGGGGGAGGUGCUCCUCAUGGGUGCCGCCCGCUCCACGCCGCCCGUCUCCGCGCACCAAGUGCUGCGGGCAGCGGCCAGCGCGAGGGAGGGCCUCCUCGCGGAGGGAGCCCGGGCAGGGGUGUGCCGAGAUCCUGAUGAGGACUUCAUGGCCGCGGCCAACGCGACGUGGUUCAACGCCUGGAGGGCUAACCCCGAGGACCCCCAGAUUGCUUACGAGCGGUGGCUCCGAGAGGCCCGCGGGGCCCGGGCUGGAGACCCCAGCAUGGACUAUCAGGGCGUCGCCCAUCAGCUUGAGCAGAAGCUGCAGGUGGAGCUAUCCGAUGCUCAGAAGCAGGCAAUCCGCGGUGUGAUCGCCCAGAUCGGCAUCCAGCUCGUGGCUGAUGAUAUGGCAAUGCCAGAGCAGACUGAUCUCGAGGUCUUCUCCGGGGACGUGCGGGAGCACGUGGAUGCUAUCCAGGAGCUCGUCGCUUAUCAUCCGAGGUUUGGGUGCAAGGCCAUCGGGCGCAAGCUGGCGGAGCAGCUCGGCGUCAAGCUAUCCGAGGCCCACGUGAAGAUGGUCGAGCGCGUCAUGAGAGAGCUCUCCGAGGGCCGCGCCGCCGUGGGCGCGUCUAUGCGACAGCAGCCCGAGCGCCAGAACUUCCCGCACUUCGUCGGGAACCUGCGGCAGCACUUGGAUAUCAUCAAGGAGCUAAUGAUGCUGCAUCAUACCGCAGGACGGCAUCACAUCUCCCGCCAGCUGGAGAUUCGGCUCGGGCAGGUGCUAUCUGCCCGCCACGAGUCGGUCGUCCGUCGCAUCAGGAUUCAGCACGGUUCUCUGUCCAAUGAGUUUUUGAGUGGCGAUCAGGAGGUCCCCGUUGUGCAGCGACUAGUCCAGGGUCAUGCGGAGGCCGCGGCGCGGCCCAAGGCUGUGCAAGAUCACUAUGAACGUGGUGUGUCCCUGGCGGUGCUCCGACGCUGGAUGUCUGAGCACUAUGCGCCCGAUGCUGGCGAGAGCCCUGUUCGGCGUGUCUGGAAGGACAAGUACGUGGACUGCGCUGCUACCUGCUGGGCUCGGCGCGUGCGUGCGAAGACAGACGAGGACCAGGCUCUGCAGGCUAUGAUCAAGUCCGUCAACCGCGAGGGCUAUCGCUUCUUCAUCGCCUACGAGAACUGGGUAUCCUGCCAGCAGUGCGGCUAUCGGCGGCAGGUUCACAAAGGACAGCUUUCUGGAGAGAGGUUGAUCUAUGGUGACACGCUCCGCUCAGACCGUGUCAGUCGUCUCCCUCGAGUCCUCAUCUGUGGCGACCGGGGCUAUGGCACCAGAUGCCCUCUCCCGUUGGAGGCGCUCCUGUGGCCUCUGCCCGCGGAGAUCGAGGCGGGCAUCAAGACCGAGCAGCUCUAUCUGGUGCCGCAGAAGAACCAUUGGCCAGUCUAUCUGCCUGGUCUUCAGCGGUUCGUGACUGCCUAUGACUUCGGUCCGCGCCUCGCGGCCAUGCGCCAGGCGAUGCGCGAAGGUCCCGUGGACCCCGUGGAUGUGGACGAGCUGGAGGCCUUGGUGCAGGAGUAUGCCGUCUAUACAGAUUUCGUGAGGGAGCACGGCACGGAGGGCAUCGCAAACCUCUUGGACAUCACGAAGGACGAGGCCGCAACUAUCACGCCGUUCCUGCUCUUCGUCACGAAGCAGAAGGAGCGGGGCUCUGUCACCAGGGGGCCUACCGAUAAUUGGAAGAAGACUCAGGUGUGCCGGGUCAACUACAAGCGUGAGGACUUGGACACCUGUGGUGCUAUGACUCCCCGGGCGCGUGCUGCGUAUGACUGGCUCAUGGUGCACAACCGCACCUAUCGGCGCUACGUCAUGCAGCACAAGCGGGAGCUGGCCGCUCCUGCGGAGUACCGAGAGAUGUUCAUCGCCACCUAUCGGCUGCUCAUCCAGAGUCGGGGUAUUGAGGUGGCGCUCUACCCUGUGCUCUAUCCCUGGGAGGUGUACGGCGACAGCGACGUGAGCAGCUGGGCCAAGGACCGCCAGCUCGUGAAGAAGUCCCAGCUCCCGACUAUCAAAUCCAGCUUCCUGCGGAAAGUUCAUUCCCGCUGCCGGACCUAUGGCGACGCGGAGGCCGUGCCUGACCUUGCCUUCCUGCUGUAUGACAAGGCUACCGCGCAGCGCAUCUCCGCCAGCAUUGCCAUCGCGGAGCGCCAGGGCAUCUCGCCGGACGUCGUGGCGGACAACAGCUCUACGUCCGAGAGCUAUUGGCGUCACGAGCAGGGCUUUCCCAACCUGUUCAUCACUAUCGCUCCGGCGGAAUGGAAGGUCCUCCUGCACGAGCCGCUAUUCGCCGACUGGAAGGCCGCAGACCGCAUGUCGGCGUGCCAGGGGAUGUUGUCCGAGCACAUCUAUGACUUGCUCUACGAUGGGAUGAAGCAGAUUUUCCGCCCGAACGAGUUCUUCGAAGAGGAAGUGUUCCGCGGCUCUGUGGACGUCCAGGAGGGCUAUGGGUUUCUGAACUACAUCAACGGCUACGUCGUCAAGGGCAACCAGUCUAUGGAUUAUCAGCCUGACGCCGCGCGAAGCGCCGGAGACGAACGCUCGGCGUGGCGCACGACCUAUCGCAUGCUGUGCAAGCUGGCGCCGGGACUGCCGGAGGAUGACAAAGGCAGCAAUGACACCAAGCGGCUGUAUCGUAAGUAUCUAUUGCGGACCCCCGUCGGUGAUGGCCCGAAGCCGUGUGGCAGCUUUCUGAGCUAUCUCCGUACCUACAAACUGUCGGGGGACCACCAGAAGGUCAUCGAGCGCAGAGGGCGCGGGGACGACUCCCGCGUGGCGGUGGGCGUCCGCUUUGCAUUCGAGAUGCAGGACAAUUUCAUCGGCCAGUUCUGCACUAUGAUGUUCCCGCACGGAGACUCCGGUACUUCUGCGCCUCCACAAGGAGAUCCAGAGUUGAUCCCUUUCACGAAGCACUAUCUGAAGGCGGUGAAUUAUCUUCAGCACCUCGUGCGCAUGACGGGCACGCGUCCUUCUUGCGAAGAGUCUAUUCGCCAGCGGGUGAAAGGGUUGGUGCCGCAGGAGGAGGGAGAGGCAGAAGAUCACUAUCGCCUCCGCGUUCUGGCGGAGAUGAAGAGCACCCGCUGGGUUGGCUUCGCCAGGAAGGCCACGUCUAUCGUCGAGCUGUUCGAUGCGCCCGUCGAGACAAUCGCUGACCGUCUCCAUGAGUACAGCUGGGAGCCCUACGACAGUUGGUCUUGGCUCCCUCCCUCACGGUCCUCCGACUCCGAGGACAUGCCUACGCGCCCUGGAGAUCAACUGCUCCAUCCUCUGAGAUGUGCUGAUGAUACCGAGGGCGCCUAUGGUAAGCCCUUCCACGGCGUUGACGCGGCGCUCGAUUAUCUCGAGGACGUGGUGGCGGCGGACCUGCGCAUCCGCGUCUCUCCUGGGCGUGCAAGGUCGUUCCGAGCGCGGCUCCAUGCCGUGCGCUGCUACUAUAACCACAUGCAGCACUGCCGCGACCACCCCGACGCCAUCCCGCUUGAUGUCCGCCGAGCAGCAGACCGCCUGAUGCAGGCUGAUUCGUCUAUUGACGCACGGCUCGCAUACUACAACGAGUACAAACGGCAGUGGAUCAUCUGUGACGCGCAUGCGCGCCCUCGCAUCACGUGGUCUGCCGACCAGGAGGAGGUGCUGAAGGUGCAGCACGAGAACAUCAACGUGGAGACCAUACACUCUGCGUGGCACAUCUAUCGCAGGGCCGAUACCGUCGUUGACUAUGCGCCUCCGUCGCGCCUCCGCACCUAUGACCUCUUCAUCAUCGAUGAGGCGUCGCAGAUCGAGGACGACGUGGCUGUGCGCUUGCACAACGGCUUCAGGGAGCUGCCGCAGCGGCCCACGGUCUUCUUUGCGGCGGAUUUCCAGCAGCUGAAUCCGCUCGGAAGUUCGGCGGCUAUGCGGACGUGGAUCACGGUCAUGACCACCAUCCCACUGUACACUAUACACAGGACAAACGAUGAUCGUCUCCUAUCUUUCCUGCGGCAUGUGCGCCUGAGGCAGCCGCACAAGGGGGUCAUCCAGUCCUUCUUCGCCGGGCGCACGUGGGAGCCCUUCCACUGGCUCACGGUGACGAACAAGGGGGCCGAGGCGGUGAAUUCGGCGUGUCUAUCGGCGUGUGGCUACGACAAGCCUGAGAACCAUUCGCCGCUCUGCGGGGACCCCAAGGUAGCUGGCAAGAAGCGGCUAUUCAUUGCUCCUGGUGUGGUUGUUCGGCUCACGCGGAACCUCGACAAGGAGCGGGGCUUCGUCAACGGCGCCAAUGGCACUAUCGAUGUUGUGCUGGAGAACAAGUCUAUCUUUACGGUGACGCUCACGGGCACCAAGCACCGUCUCCUCGUGCACCCGAUCACCGACGGAGGAGAUUACUUCUUGCCGUGCACCUAUGGCUAUGCUACCACCAUCCGCAGGGCCCAGGGAUCUUCUCUUGGGCUUGGUGCGCUCUUUUUCGAUCACUGUUAUCCGCCUGAGCGGGGCUAUGGCUACGUGGGUCCCAGCCGCUUCAGACACGCCGAGCGCAUCUAUCACUUUGGGUGCAUUCGGCGUGCCGACUGGCUACCUGUCAGCAUGAAGCAGGAUGAUCCUGAUGAGCAGACUAUGAGGUCCGCCCAGAGCGAGUCCGAUGACGAGUACGGGCCUGGGCCACGGGACAGCGACACGGAGUCCGAGAUCAGCGCUGUCUCUGAUUCUUCUCAUCCUUAUGAUGAGGACGAGGAGGCCCGCUGUGCUAUCCUCGAGCACAUGCCCGCCUUCUCUGGCGCGGGCGAUCUGUCAGCCUUCGCGGGGCGCGGCCUUCAUGGGCUCGUUUGA